Chenopodium quinoa (quinoa) is the source of this 1485-nucleotide messenger RNA. RefSeq lists its product as uncharacterized. Bases 1 to 1485 code for a protein of 494 amino acids. Lineage: Eukaryota; Viridiplantae; Streptophyta; Magnoliopsida; Caryophyllales; Amaranthaceae. The transcript is spliced from 4 exons. The record is from RefSeq and is a predicted model, not a curated record.
AUGCAGGUAUCUGAAAAGAACCCGUAUGCUACCUUCUUUCGAUCUUUACGAGACAGGGUUAUUGAUGCAGAUACACAAAUUGUUCUUAAUCGAAGUUCAGUACUUGAUCAGCGCGUUUAUAAUGCUCCUGUUGUUGAUGAUGUUGCUGUAAUCUGGCCAGAAAACUAUUCAUCAAGCGAAAGCUUAGGCCCGCAUAUAUUAGUCAAUGGAAGAUCUGAUGAGUCUCACCGAAUUUAUCAUAGUUAUGGUUGCUAUGAUCCUCUUCAGUAUUCGUUAUUAUUUCCUCGAGGAGAAUGUGGCUGGACUCAAGGCCUUAAAAAAAAUUCUCAUCCAAGUAGGAGAACAACUGAUUCGAUUCCAGAUCCUAUAAUGUCGUGCGAUGUGCAUACUACAGAAGAUUUAUUAAGUCAGGAAGAAGCCCGUUCAAAGAGGAAAAAUACUAAAGUAGACAAGUUCAUUUCUGCUAGGGAAUACUAUGCAUACAAGCUGCAAAUCCGAUCAAACAGCAUGUUGCUGCGAGCAGAUUCUGGAGAAACUCUUGGUCAUAAUGUUGGUCGGAGAGUUAUAUUGCCUCCUACCUAUAUUGGUGGUCCUCGGGAUAUCAAGAAAAGGUACUUAAAUGCUAUGGCUUUAGUACAACGGUUUGGUAAACCAGAUCUUUUUGUAACGAUUACAUGUAAUGCCAAUUGGCUUGAAAUCAAGGCUAAGCUAACAACUGGAGAGAUAGCCCAAGAUAGGCCAAACUUAGUUGCUAGAAUUUUUAGAUCGAAGUUUCUUGCGCUGAAAAAGGAAAUUAUGGAAAAGAAAGUAUUUGGGGAAGUCGCUGCGAUGGUAUAUGUUGUCGAGUUCCAAAAAAGAGGUUUGCCGCAUGCUCAUUUCUUAAUUGUUUUAAAACCUGAGUACAAGCUGAAAUCCCCUGCUGACUAUGACAGAUUUGUUUGUGCUAAAAUACCUGCUGAAACUAAUCUUACCUUGAGAAGAAUUGUGUUGGCCCAUAUGAUGCAUGGUCCUUGUGGUAUAUUGAAUCCUGAAUGCCCAUGUAUGCGGAAGAAUGGCAUAAAGCUCAGUUGUAAGAACAAGUACCCUAAGCAGUUUUUCGAUGAAACAACUAACAAUAAGGAUGGUUAUCCAAUCUAUUGUAGAAGAGAAAUCGGGGAAAAGGUAAUGAUAAGAAAUGCAGAAUUAGAUAAUCAGUGGGUUAUUCCUUAUAAUUCGUAUCUUUCUUUGCUAUUUGAUUGUCACUUGAACGUUGAAGGCCAUGAUCGGAUUUUGUACAAUGUUGUUCCUUCUAACAACAUAGUAGAUGAGAUUCAGCAAUACCAGUCAGGUAGAUGGGUAUCUCCUUGUGAAGCUGCAUGGAGAAUAUUCAGUUUCGAUCUAUUUGAAAUGCAUCCUGCAGUUCUACCUUUACAGGUUCAUUUUCCUGAUAUGCAGACUGUUCAUGUUUUCCCUCAUGAAAGGCUUCGCGCUGUUGUUUCAGAUUAA